Nilaparvata lugens (brown planthopper) is the source of this 8181-nucleotide messenger RNA. RefSeq lists its product as uncharacterized. Bases 245 to 7240 code for a protein of 2331 amino acids. The record is from RefSeq and is a predicted model, not a curated record. Gene Ontology annotation, molecular function: protein binding. NCBI's taxonomy places the organism in Eukaryota, Metazoa, Arthropoda, Insecta, Hemiptera, Delphacidae. The transcript is spliced from 16 exons.
CCGCUCGACCCCCCUCCGAUAGACCACCCGCUGUUGCCAAAGACAAACGCGGCUCGAGCCAAGAAUUGUUUACCGCGCGUGCCAGCGAAUUAAUGUCAGUGCGUGCGUGCGUCGGCUCGUCAAAGGCUUGCAAUCAGUCAGUCGGUCGGUUAUCAGUGGCCUUCCAUCAGUCUUACAUCAGUGGCCUUCCAUCAGUCGGUUAUCAGUAGCCCUCAGAUCAAUUGUACGUGGUGCGAGCGAAGAGAUGUCGCAAAAGGUGCUGGACAUUUUACUGCAGAAGAAUGACUCGCGAAUUGCAUGGGGCUUCUCGCUGUGUGCUGGCCCUGACUCUUCUAUUCUUAUAGAUAAGGUAUGGCCGGGAGCGCUGGCCUGCCAGUACCUGGCACCCGGAGACCGUUUGUUGAGUAUGGAUGGCGUGGAUUGUCGCAGUCUGACGGUGACGGAGGCCUCCAAGAUCGCCGCCAGACCAGUCACCGCGCUCAAUCUGAUCGUGGCCAAAGCCAGCGACAAAAUGCAGCGUCAUCAAUCUACUGCUUCAAAGGCAACCAGACCGGUGUAUUUGUUGUCUCCUGUGGCACAGAAUUUCGGUGGUUUGGGAUCGUCGGUGACACACAAUUCCGGUGGUUUGGGAUCACCGUCGGCACAGAAUACCGAUGGUUUGGCGCCACCGUCGGCACACAAUACCAGUGUUUAUGGAUCGCAGGUGGCACCCAAAACCGGUGCUACGGUUGACACCACUCAGGAGGCGUGGCGCCGCCGGUGUCGUCAGAGUACAUCCCCGUCCUCGUCGGCCCGCCGAUCAAAGGCUGCGUUCUGGGAGCGCUGCACCAGUCCACAACGCCAACCGGUGCAUCCGCCUUCCGAGUUCCGGUCCUCACGGUCUGUGUCGUCCGGCCGUAGCACGCCCACCAGGUACUGGUCGGAUGGUGAUGCGGGAUGGUGUGCGGGAUCUGAGCGGGACUGGGACAGUAGCAGUCGGUCUGUGGCCUCCGAUUCGGGGCGGGGUCACACCAGCUACGGCAGACAGGUCAGCUGUCCCGCUUGGGUCGACCACUCAAACGACACAACCCACCAAUCAAGAGCAGAUGGCUCUACUACUACCAACUCAUCCAAUCGUCAUUCAAUUGCUGCUGAGAGUCGAACCAAUCUACAGGACAAAAACACUGGAUGCUUUUCGAACUACGGAAGAAACUCUAAUCGUGUCUAUGAUGAUACUGAAUGCCUUUCUAGUAAGGAGACAAACUCUAAUCGUGUCUGUGAAUCAAAAACUAAGAUUGAGGGAGAAGAAGAUCUGAAAUGGUUUGCUGAUGUACGAUCCAAUACACAACCAGGCACUAAAUACAUUUCUUCCAAUAAGGAAAAAAACUCUAAUCGUGUCUACACUGAAUCAAAAUCCAAGACUGAGGAAGAGAAACAUCUGAAAUCGUUUGCUGAUAUACGAUCCAAUUUACAACAGGACAAAAGCACUGAAUACCUUUCGAACUACGGAACUAACUCUAAUCGUGUCUACACUGAAUCAAAAUCUAAGACUGAGGAAGAGGAGGAUCUGAAAUGGUUUUCCAGCCAGGAAAUUAAGUAUGGAUAUGUUGACAGCCAAGCUAGGACACACUUUGUAGAGGACUCAAAAUGGCCGUUCAGCUGUGAUAGAAGAUUUGGGGUGAUGGAUGAUGUAUCGAAAACUCAAAAUGAGAUAAAUCAACAUUCAAAAUUGGACACACAACGAGGAACGGUUACUGGAGAUGUACAUUCAACCUUUAAAGGUAGUGUUCUUGAAGGUGAUUAUGAUGUAAAGCAGUUUACUAGUUUACCCGCAAAUUUUGAACGAGAUGAAUUGAGCAAACGUUUUGAUUCAACUAGGAAAGAGGCUUCUGAUAUGAAGGUUUUAUCAGAAGUAUCUUCUACAAACCAGGAAGAUUACAGCUCUGAAAUGUGCGCACGGAAAGAAGCUUUUGAACGACAUAAAUUCAGCAAAUGUUUCGAAUCAACUGAAACUAGAAAAGAGGCUUCUGAUAAGGAGGUUUCAUCACAAGUAUCUUCCACAAAACUGGAAGAUUUCAGCUCUCGGAAAGAGGAAUCACAAGAGAGCUAUCAUCGAGAAAGUAAGUCUCGAAAGGCCUACAAUAAUCGAUCUGUGUCAUUAACUUCCCAGAAAUGUUUGGAAUCUGAGUUUGAGAAGAGUUUUGAGCAGUUCGCGAACAUGAUGCAAACAGGUGACGAAUGUUUGUUCAAACAGGCCAAGGAAUUUGUGUCGGAUAAGGACAAACAGUCAGAGUUUGAGAAGAGUUUCGAACAGUUCGCGAACAUGAUGCAAACAGGCGACGAAUGUUUGUUCAAACAGGGCAAGGAAUUUGUCUCGGAUGAGGGUAAGAUGUCGGAGAAUUUCAGGGAGACGGAGAGGCGGUUUGAGAGUUAUGUGAAGGACUUGAAUGCGUCGGAUAACACAAAUGUGGACAAGAAAUUCGAGAACACUGUUCUGGAGAAGAGUGAAGAGUUGUGUAUGACGCGUUCGCAUACACCGGCCGGGUUCUAUGACAAUCACAGUGAGGCUGCAACCGUCGGGAGCACGACAGAGGUGGGCGUCGAGGGAAAGCGACGCCCGGCGUCGGAGUGCCUUGGCAGCCAAGAUGUGGGUGCCGCCUUCAACCAGCUGUCAUCAGAUACACUGCAAGCCGACUCUCGACGACAACAGAGCCAAAUAUCUGGAGGGGGAAAUUCUCCGUCUGCCACAGCGUACCAUGACUCGACAGUGCCAACUCCACCUCCUCCUCCUCCUCCCAUGAUGACUCAGGGGGGUGUUCCCCCUCCACCACCUCCUCCGCCGCCAUUAGGACUUGUACAUAUUCCCAACAUGAGACUCAAAACUGAGAUAGCAGACGUGCGCCGAGAACCACCGGCAGCCAUCCAGAACGCGAUGAUGACCAAAGACAAGAAGCCGUUCACCUACACACCGGGCGGACUCGACCUGUCCGAGAUCCGCUCGCCGCGGAUGGCGCGACGCAUCAACCGCAACGCGCACGCCGAAGACGCAGCCGCAGGCGAGCCGCAACCGCGACCCGCCGCCCAGCCCAGGCCGCUAUCCAUGCCGCCGCAGAUGGCUGUGCCUGUCUUUCCGCCGCAACCUCCGCCGCCGCCACCUCCCGCACCGCCGCAGUCGGCAACCUCGCCGCAGCCGCCGCAACCUCUCGCUGUGCCCAAGUUGCAGCCCGUGCAGCGACAAGCUGCGCCCAGCCCCGUAUCACAGAACACGGGCAGCAUCUAUGUGCCUCCAGUCCAGCAGCAGCCGCCAUCACAGCCCACUAGAUCGCAGCUCGGCUCACUGUAUGUGCCGCCGGUGCAACAAGACGCGCAACAUGACCCGCAAAAUGAUGUGCGACAAGUCAACAAGUCGCCUGCGCCUUGGAUGACACGCAACAAUGUGUCACAUAAUGAUGCUCAACAUGACGCGCAUAAUGAUGUGCAACAAGUGAACAAGUCGCCUGCGCCAUGGAUGACGCGCAACAGUGCCCCGCAACAGCAACAGCAGCAGCCGCCUUGGGUGGUUGUCAACCGGGAGCCGCCCCAGUCUCCUGUUUCACCUGUGGUUGUCUCGUCGCCGCCCCCUGCUUAUGGCCCGUCUCACAACCAGGCGCAGACCAGGAUCAUACCUAUACAGAUCGAAGGCCGUGAGACUCCGCAGCCAUCGAAUACCAGGAUAAUACCAAUACAGUUGGAGGCAUCCCCAUCCCCGUCUUCAUCUCCCCACUACAAUCCACAUGCGCCUCAGUUCAACUACCAACAACAGCAACAACAACAACAGCAGCAUCAACAACCGCAACAACAGUUUCAGCAGCGCAGGCCAGUCUAUGUACACAACAAGAACAACCCGCAAUAUGCCAAUGCUAAUGAAAAUUCGGCAGUGGAUGGCAGGAGUCAGCCACAAGGAUGGGCAAAUCAGGAAGAUCCUGGAGCUCCCGUACAGUCUCGCUCAUUCAGAGUACUGCAGAAAGUUACUGACGCCUACAGUCCUGCUGAAGAUAUGCCGUACAACAGCCAAGGUGUCCCUCUAAGUCAAUUGCGCAAAUUGCAGCUUUCUGAUGAUGAUCAAGCUCUCAUGAACAAGGUCAAGACUCAAGUGGAUGAAGAGCAAUUCCUGCACAACGAGUCAGACCCUCGCUACCGAGGCGCGUCGAUUCCCUCGCGAGCCUUUCGCAUGUUGCAAAACAUGACCGAACAUCCUGGCGAUUACAUGGCUCAGGUUCCACAAGGUUCCGGAAGCCCCCAUGUACUCACAAACAGGCGUCCUCAACCACAAGAACCCACUCCUCAGCCAUAUAUUCCUCCCUCCGAGCAGCAAGUCGAGGAGCCUCGCAAGUACCUGGGUGGAGCAAUUCCCUCCCGCUCGUUUAAAAUAUUACAAGCAAUGACGGCUGGUUCAAAUCCUUCAGGAACUGAAACGCAUGAACACUGGUCCGAACAAGUAAACAAUGUGGAGGGAGAGCCUUCAUCCUACCCCGCUCCUUAUCCCUGCUAUGAGGAUCCCAACAACUAUUACAAUGGAUACUAUUACGAUUUGAACCAACCGCCUCAGACCGCGGAAGAGCAGCAACAGUUCUGGGAGCACUACAACGCCAUGUGUGCCUAUAUGGCCGAGAUGAAUGCGGCAGCUUACCGUUACUCACCGUAUCCCCACGCGUAUCCUCCCCCCGUCACUCAACCGCAUCCCCUUUCCACCCACUAUUUCAGCGACUCUGAUGGUUAUUCGUCUACGGAUGAGAUGGCCUAUUAUGGUGCCUACUUCCAGAGGAGACCACCCCCGGCACCACUACCUAACUACCGUAUGUUUAGAGGUAGAUCGGCUACCCCCACUCCGGUGCCUCCUAGAAUUGUCAUCACCCCAACUGAGCACUCUUCCAGCAAAUCGGACAUAGAGGCAGAAUCUGGGAAGCCUGAAGCUCCCAAUAUAGUUGACACAAUUACAGCUGCUCCCAAUAACUCAGUUGACCUGGAGAACUCCAGCAGUGGCUCUGACACUGAAGUUGACGAUGAUAACGAUGACGAAGCACGGGUUACCGGUUUGAAAACGAUUCGUUCGGUGCCUGACAUCAACAUCUACAAGGACUCGACCGGCUCCGACAUUUCGUCGAGUAUCCCCAGGUCGGAUUCAGGAUCUGUGAAGGAGGACGAGGAUGAAGACGAUGAUGAAGAUGAGGAUGACGAUGAGGUGGAAGAGGAAGUUCAGGAUGAGGAUGAUUCCAGUCUGCACCAGUUGAGUGUGAUCUAUGAGGAGAGCGAGCACUCUAGUUUGAGUCACCGUGACUCUGUGGUCAGUGAGGAUGAGGAUGCAUCCAGUGCAACUCUGGACAACUGCGAUGAUGAAGACACUGAUGAUGAUGGUGAAGGCAUUCCUGACUCUGAUACUGUCACCGUCAGAUUGCCUCUGAAGCUGAAAUUCAGCAAGGCGAAUGGCGAUCGUGAUAUGGCCACAGUUAUUGUGGGUAAGAGUGAAGUACAACCAACAAGUGACCAACAGAAGCCUAAAGAUAGCUCACCAACUAUAGAGGAAACAGAGAAAUUUAGCAAAGCAAAUGGGGAUCGUGAUAUGGCCACUGUUAUUGUGAGUAAGAGUGAAGUACAACCAACAAGUGACCCACAGAAGCCUAAAGAUAGCACAUCAACUACAGAAGAAAUAGAGGAGGUAGCAGUUGAGAGUUGCAUUGUCAAGCUGGAUCAGUUGCAAGAAAUUGAUGAUGAUGAGGAAGCAGAUAAUGUUGUGACAAGUGAGGAAGAAGAUAAUGUCGUUGAAGUGGAGCCAGAAGGUAUGAUUGUCGAGGAAAUAACAAGAGAUGACUUUGAUGCAGAUGUGAGUGUCACAAUAUCGUUGAAAAAAUCCAAGCCAAAACCUCAAAUUGAACCAGAACAUUCGGGAGACAAAGUGGUUGGUGAGACUUCGUCGGCAAGGGGAAGUUCGCCUGUGGAUUUCUGGAAAACUAUUAUCUCUGAAGACGAGUCCGUUUCUGGCAACGAAGUGACAGCCAGAGGAUCGAUUUCAUCGGCUACUGAGGAGGAUGAACCAAGAGAUGGUCACUGGGAAGAUGAUUCAAGUAGCACAAGUGUGCAAACUGUGCGUAAGACUGGCACAAGUGGCAGCGAUGUCGAUGAUUCUGAUGACAAUUUCAAUAAUUCAUCUUGCAGAAAAGAGCAAGAGAAUGUUGCUGCUGUUGUCAAUGAUGAGGACGAAGAUGGAAGUGAAGAAGAGGAGGAAUCAAGUGAAUCUAGUGAGUCAUCUUCUGACAGUGAUUCAGAUUCCGUUGAAGGCGAUGAAGAGGAUGAGGUGGAAGAGAGAGACGUCUGGAACAAAGAUAGCCAUGUAAUGAAACAGUUCGAGAAGAGCUGUGACAAAAUGAACCAACUCAAAGUUGAUUCUAAUAGCAAGGUCAUCAGUAGAGAUGAUGAAAGUGAAGAAGAAGAGGAAGAAGAUGACUCAGGUGUGACGUCAGACAUGAGUAGGCAUAUUUCUGAGACAGACACUGAUCCAGAAUGCAGUGUUGGUAGGUCUAGUAGGAAAAUGAAUUCAUAUCAGAGAGCUGCAACGCAUUCUCGUCUGUUCAAACUGCUUCAGGAAGAGUGCGCUCAGGAGGAUGACGUUGAAGCUGCAAAGGUGUGUGAUGAACUCCCCAUGUCAAGGAAAGACAAGCUGACGCUCAGUCUCAACGAGCAGCUGCAGAACAGGGAACGUGACAGUCUGUCGUCAUCCUCUGGAGUUGAUUCGCCGUCUUCACCCAACAACUUUGACCAAUUAGCCAACGAACUGGUGCAAAGUUUGCUGAAAAGGAAGAAGGGCAGACAUUUCAGGAAACUGCCACUGGCCAAGCUGCAUGAUGCCGCUGUGAGGAUCCUGAAGGAGGACGCAGGGCGUUGCUGUGAUGCCGUGAUCAGCUCACCUUCCACAGAUGAAAGCAACAUCUAUUCACCUGUUCACAUUCCCGGCGGCUCGAUCUACGGUGACAACUAUCAUAACUACUGUGAUUACUAUAGUACCUGGGGCUACCCGGACUCACUCAAUGAUAGUUUGGGCUCAGACAUAGUACCUUCGAAAACAUUCAAGAUGCUUCAGGAGCAUACGGCAGCGGGUGGCCAGGUGAAUUCGCAUUUAAUCACUGCCAAAUGUCCUCGAAUUGUGAGCUCGAAAAACGUACCUUCUGACCUGCACACCCCACCACCUCUCCCUCUGCCCACGCCCUCUCCCUCCACAGAGACGUGAUGCUCUUCUCCUGCUCGUCCUGCGUUCAACUCAGGGCCGGAUCUACUCGGGGUCAAUGACCUUGUUGUGUCAGAGUGCACCGCAAGGUCGGCCGGAUGAAUCGGAGUAUUGAUGCAUUGCUGCAUCGACUAUUGGCUGCCAUCUUCCAUCUGUCAUCUGCCAUCUGCCAUCUGCCACCACAUAAUUAUUUAUUCGAAUGAAAACCGCUUUGCAUUAAUACCGGGGCUUGACAACUUCAUCGCCUUCUUGGAGAAACGAAACUUACGUUUAUUUCAAUGUAUAUAGCAAUGAUUUUCAAGAAAAAAUGUGUACCGUAUUCUAGUGUUUAGAUAAUGAGAAUACUGAACUGUUUUCGAUGAAAACUAAAUGAAUACUUUUACAGUUUAGUUAUUUGAGAGAAAAAUGGAAUGUAGAGUGAAAUACCUACAUGCAGAGAUGAUUUCAAAGCUUAUUCUAAUAUCAUCGAGCAUCCGUACUUUUACUGUAUUCAACUUUUUAGAAUCUGAUGGAAUUCCUUGCAGUUGAUUACUUAAAGUUAUUUUUUCUAACUUUUUUGAAAAAAUGUACUCCUAUUACAGUAGUUGAAAUCCCAUUAGGAAUUUUUCUAUGUCACUGAACAACGGCCAGAUUUUGAAUAGCUCUUCCAUCUUAUUCAAUAUUUUGUUUUAUAUUUGAUAUUGAUGUUGAAACUAUAGUAUUUCUCUUCGUUUUACAACUCAUGUACAAUAUUAUGUGCUUGACAAAGCUGCAGCACCCCGUUUUUUAGAGUUUGAUGUUUGCAGUUCGAAGGAAAUUAUGUUUUUCUCUUAUAACAUUAAUGUACGAGUGUUGCGGAAUAAGAAAAAUUAUUUAUCAUUUUCCAGUAUUUCUACGUUUAAUGUAGAGAGAAUCAUGAAUAUUGUGCAUUCAUACGCAAAUAAAUGGACUCUCAAAAAGUGAUA